AUGGCUCGCGGACUGCAGAUAAGGGAUGAAGAAAGUGGCUAUAACAAAAAUCUAUUUUGCAUUCCUAAGCAUUAUGAAGAAGAUUUAGAAAGAGUCUUCAUUCCUCAUGGACUCAUCCUGGACAGGACAGAACGUUUAGCUCGAGAUAUCAUGCAAGAUAUGGGAAGCCAUCACAUUGUUGCACUCUGUGUCCUUAAAGGAGGCUAUAAAUUCUUUGCUGAUUUGCUGGACCAUAUAAAAGCACUAAACCAAAAUGGUGAUAAAUCUGUACUUAUUACUGUGGAUUUUGUUAGAAUAAAAAGCUACUGUAAUGAUUCAGCUACAGAACAAAUCAGUAUUGUUGGUGAGGAACUGUCUACACUAAACGGGAAGAAUGUGUUAGUAGUAGAGGACAUUAUUGAGACUGGUAGAACAAUGAAAGCACUACUUUCAAAACUAAAAGACAAUGAACCAAAGAUGGUAAAAGUUGUAAGCCUCCUUGUGAAAAGGACAGAUCGAACCUCAGGUUACAGACCAGACUAUAUAGGCUUUGAAAUUCCAGAUAAAUUUGUGGUUGGCUAUGCUCUUGAUUAUAAUGAAUACUUCAGAGAUCUAAAUCACAUCUGCAUUCUGAAAGAGAAAGCCAAAGAGAAAUAUAGGACCUGA
Messenger RNA from Calypte anna (Anna's hummingbird), 645 nucleotides. Its product is annotated as hypoxanthine-guanine phosphoribosyltransferase. NCBI's taxonomy places the organism in Eukaryota, Metazoa, Chordata, Aves, Apodiformes, Trochilidae. Gene Ontology annotation, molecular function: hypoxanthine phosphoribosyltransferase activity; magnesium ion binding. Bases 1 to 645 code for a protein of 214 amino acids. The record is from RefSeq and is a predicted model, not a curated record. Gene Ontology annotation, biological process: hypoxanthine metabolic process; IMP salvage; GMP salvage. The transcript is spliced from 10 exons.